Morus notabilis is the source of this 544-nucleotide messenger RNA. RefSeq lists its product as uncharacterized. Bases 59 to 544 code for a protein of 161 amino acids. Lineage: Eukaryota; Viridiplantae; Streptophyta; Magnoliopsida; Rosales; Moraceae. The record is from RefSeq and is a predicted model, not a curated record. The transcript is spliced from 2 exons.
UCCAAAAAAAAAAAAAAAAAGAGAGAGAGCAAAACUUCCCUUCUCUUUACUCUCUCUAAUGGCUAAACUUCUCUCCCAAACCCUCACUCUCCGGCGAACACAGCUGAGCCUAAACCAGCUCCGGCGAUUCCGAUCGACUCUCUCCGGAAACGGCCGCCUGACCGAGAUAGAGCUAUCGCCGUCGUCUUCGGAGGGCGGCGAAUCGGAGGCGUUGAUGCUGAAGAAGCUCGACGACAUUGUGCACAGGUUCAUCGUCCAGAGGGCCACUCCCGAUUGGCUCCCCUUCCUCCCUGGCUACUCCUUCUGGGUCCCACCUCGCCGCGGCUCCAUGAAGUUCGCCGACUUUGUAGGCAAGAUCGCCGACCACCUCUCCGACGAGGAGUCACUCUCUCUCUGCUCCGAUCGCGGCUGGCCUUCCUCGAGGUUCUUCGUUGACGAAUUCGUGCCCGUCUUCGACGGUGGACUCGGCGCCAUAGGAGUGGACGAUUUCGGAGCAGUUGCGAAAAUACUCGAGAAUUCUAUUUUCUUUGACGAGGGUAGAUGA